Messenger RNA from Nicotiana tabacum (common tobacco), 1389 nucleotides. The record is from RefSeq and is a predicted model, not a curated record. NCBI's taxonomy places the organism in Eukaryota, Viridiplantae, Streptophyta, Magnoliopsida, Solanales, Solanaceae.
UUGUAUUGAACACACAAUAUCAAUAUAUCAUAUUUUCUCCCAUGCCUUCUCACAGUUACAAUUUGCUAUUUCAUUGUAUUGCAGAUGAUUUGUGCCGUGCAUAAACACAUUUUGACAGGAGGACCAAAGAGGCUUCCUUGUACCAUCCCUCCCCUUAUUUUUAACUCUCUUAAGUUUGUUAGGCAACUGCAUAGUCAUGAUGAAAAUGCUCCUGAGGAUGAGGCAUCUGCUAUGCCUGAGAAAUUUUUUCAGAUUCUCAAUCAGAUUAUUGAGGCUCUCUCAAUUGUUCCAGUACCGGAACUAGCGUUGAAGUUGUACUUGGAGUGUGCUGAGGCUGCUAAUGACUCUGGCCUAGAGCCUGUUGCCUAUGAAUUUUUCACUCAAGCUUAUAUGCUAUAUGAAGAAGAAAUCUCGGACUCCAAAGCACAGGUGACUGCAAUACACUUGAUAAUAGGGACUCUUCAGAGAAUGCACAUCUUUGGUGUUGAGAACAGGGAUACAUUAACGCACAAGGCCACGGGGUACUCUGCAAAGCUCCUUAAGAAGCCUGAUCAAUGUAGGGCUGUAUAUGCUUGUUCACAUCUUUUCUGGGUUGACGAUCAGGACAAUAUCAAGGAUGGAGAAAGGGUUUUGCUUUGCUUAAAGCGGGCCUUAAGGAUUGCAAAUGCUGCUCAACAAAUGUCCACUGCAACCCGAGGAAGCAGUGGAUCGGUCUUGCUCUUUAUAGAAAUUCUAAACAAGUAUCUAUAUUUCUUUGAGAAAGGGGUCUCGCAGAUUAAUGUUGCCUCCAUCCAGAGCCUGAUUGAACUAAUCACAACUGAAAUGCAAAGCGAAAAUACAACAGCAGAUCCUGCAGCAGAUACCUACUUUGCAAGCACCCUGCGAUAUAUCCAGUUCCAGAAGGAUAAAGGUGGUGCAGUUGGUGAGAAAUUCGAGCCCAUCAGGCACCAAGUCAUAAUCAAAUAGACAUUCUCCCAAGGAUUUUGAAUUUUUGGUGUCAGAGAAAGCAACACAUUUUUGUUCAAGUACAAAAUUGAUUCAUUUUCAACUUGCUCUAGAGAAAAAUGUAUUCGAAACCGGGCUAGCAGAAGCAGCUGCAGAGACGUGUAUAUCCUGAUCACGCCUUCACGGCAUAUCCUAAUAAAGAUUGUGAGUGAUUGUUGUAAUAAUUUGCUCUCCAGUUAUGACUUUGAGCGCUUGCCACCGGUAAUUGUUUUAGAUUUUUUUGGAGGUUUUAGACUUUUCUUUUGAGGUGGAGAAAGGUGGGGAGAUAGUUCGUGAAUAUCUAGUUCAAAUAUGUGAUUAUGAUAAGCACUGGAAUAAUUUGUCCUGUAUUUUUGUAUAACAUGCCCUAUCCCAUUUGAAUUUGCCUAAACAUUUCUCAAAUUA